This is a messenger RNA of Closterium sp. NIES-67, 679 nucleotides long. The record is from the annotation of a GenBank genome assembly. Lineage: Eukaryota; Viridiplantae; Streptophyta; Zygnematophyceae; Desmidiales; Closteriaceae.
CAGAUUGCAGUACUUGGCAUCGCGAAGAGUAGAAUGGUAUGACAGGCUGGACAGAAAAGAGGAGGAGGAGGAGGAGGAGGAGGAGGAGGAGGAGGAGGAGGAGGAGGAGGAGGAGGAGGAGGAGGAGGAGGAGGAGGAGGAGGAGGAGGAGGAGGAGGAGGAGGAGGAGGAGGUGGAGGAGGAGGAGGAGGAGGAGGAGGAGGAGGAGGAGGAGGAGGAGGAGGAGGAGGAGGAGGAGGAGGAGGAGGAGGUGGAGGAGGAGGAGGAGGAGGAGGAGGAGGAGGAGGAGGAGGAGGAGGAGGAGGAGGAGGAGGAGGAGGAGGAGGAGGAGGAGGAGGAGGAGGAGGAGGAGGAGGAGGAGGUGGACGAGGAGGAGGAGGAGGAGGUGGAGGAGGAGGAGGAGGAGGAGGAGGAGGAGGAGGAGGAGGAGGAGGAGGAGGAGGAGGAGGAGGAGGAGGAGGAGGAGGAGGAGGAGGAGGAGGAGGAGGAGGAGGAGGAGGAGGAGGAGGAGGAGGAGGAGGGGAUGGAAGGCUAUGCACGAGCAGCAGCUCCAGCUUGGCCAGCAGGUGCACGAGCUGCAUGCACUCCGUCUCCGACCCCUCACCACCUCAAACGACACUCACCGGCAGCAGCUCCUGCUUGCCCAGCAGGUUGACGAACUGCAUCCACUCCGUCGCCA